CGCUCUCGGACGAUCCACGCGUUUGCCUCCGGUCCACCCAGUAAUCGACCUCCUUUCUUUUUUACUUCUUCGUUAUGUCUCCCAAAAAUCCUACAAACGGACAUACUUCCAAUUUUAAAGAAAUCCGUCAUAUUGAUACUGAAUAUGGUAUCAAAGUAACAAAGUUUAAGAGCGUUAAAACCGGCUUGACCAUUGUACAUGCCGACAUUGAUGCACCGUUGGUGAGCGGCUAUUUUGCGUUAGCUACCGAAGCCCUGGAUGACUAUGGCUGCCCCCAUACUCUCGAACAUCUUGUUUUCCUUGGGAGUGAAAAAUAUCCAUACAAGGGUGUUCUGGACUCUCUUGCUAACAGGGCUUUGGCGCAAGGUACUAACGCCUGGACCGAUGUUGAUCACACCUGUUACACCAUAACAACUGCCGGAAGUGAAGGUUUCUUGAAUUUAUUGCCAGUUUACAUCGACCAUAUUUUGUAUCCGACUUUAACUGCCAGCGGCUGUUAUACCGAAGUCCAUCAUAUCAAUGGAAAAGGCGAAGAUGCAGGUUAUUGUGUUGUUUACAGUGAGAUGCAGGGACGUCAAAACUCCAGUGAAGAUCGAAUGCAGCUUCGUAUGCAGCGACAUUUGUUUCCUCAGGGAUGUGGCUAUCGUUCAGAAACUGGUGGCUUGAUGAAAGAACUUAGGGAUAUCACUGUUGACCAAAUUAGAGACUACCAUAAAUCUUAUUACCGUCCGGACAAUUUGUGUCUGAUUAUUACCGGCAAGGUUGACCAUGCCAAGUUAUUGAAGGUACUAGAACCUGUUGAAGCGAACAUCUUGAGCAAGCCUACUCCUCCCGCAAUGAAGAGACCAUGGGUUGAAUCUGGACCUGUUCCCAAACUUGCUAAAACUGUUGAGGAAACAGUUCUCUUUCCUGAUGAAGAUGAAUCCAUGGGUGAAAUCAUGAUUUCUUGGAAUGGUCCUGACUGUCAUGAAUUCUUGGAACUCAAAGCGGUAGAUGUUCUGAACACUUAUCUGACAGAUUCUCCCGUUUCUGUCCUUCAAAAGGAAUUUGUUGAGAUUGAGGAGCCUCUAUGCACAGACAUCGACUUCCAUAUUGUUGAUCAGAUUCGAGCCGUCCUAAGCUGCAAUAUUGCAAAUGUUCCUGAAGAAGAGUUGGAAGAAUUUGUUCCCCUGUUUUUUGAGACUUUGAACCGUGUCAUAGAAGAAGAAGGCAUUGAUAUGAACAGAAUGAAGACUGUCAUACUUAGAGAUAAACUCAAGUUGUUGAACAAUAUUGAGACCAACUCUCAUUUCUCUGCCGCUAUCACCUGCAUUGGCGAUUUCCUUUACGGAAAAGAAGAUGGUUCGGAUCUGGAAGCUGCUUGCCAAGAUCUCAAGUAUUUGAAUCAGUUAUUGGAAUAUACUAACGAAGAUUGGAUUCGCUUGCUCGAGAAAUGGUAUGUCAAGAACCCUCACAUUGCUCUCCUGGGAAAGCCAUCAGCCGAGUUCGCCGACCAACUACUCAAAGAGGAGUCCGAGCGUAUCAGCCAGCAGCGUACCCGCCUUGGUGAUAAAAAACUGGCUGAAUUGGAAGAAAAGCUUGAAGAAUGCAAGAAAGAAAAUGAAGUUCCUGUUCCACCUGAAGUUGUCAACGACGUUCCGAUUCCUUCUGUGUCGUCUAUUGAUUUCAUUGAAGUCCAGACUGCAAGGACACCCGAUGAUGGGCUGUUCACCAACGACGUCCAGGAUCACGUUAACAAUGAUGCCGAUGUCAAGUUGCCUUUUGCUAUUCAAUUUGACCACAUCAAUUCGAGUUUCAUCAAGCUUUCUGUCUACAUAAGCACAGCCAAUGUUGCUUCUCACCUUCGGCCCUUGACCACCUUGUUCCUAGAUGCUCUAUUUACACUGCCUAUUGAAACCAAAGACGGUCUGAUUCCGUAUGAGGAAGUGGUUAAGAGACUUAGUGAAGACACUGUCGACUAUUAUGCAUCGCUUGGUACAUCUGUUGGUUUCAGAGAAGUUGCUAUGCUUGGAAUCAAAGUCGAAGCUGCAAAAUAUGAAAAAGCGGUUCAAUGGAUAAAGGAUGCACUGUGGAAUACAAAAUUCACUCCUGAGAGACUGAAGAUCACUGCAAGCAAAAUCCUUAAUGACAUCCCACAAGCCAAGAGAGACGGACGCGGAAUGGCGAACUCUGCUAUGAGAGAACUGCAGUUUCAAAGGGAACAGUCUACUAAUGCAUCAAGUAAUGUAUUAUAUCAAGCAAAGUACCUUCCAGAUCUUUUGCAGCGCUUGGAAAAAGAUCCACAAAGUGUGCUGGAUGACUGUGAACGGUUCCGUCAGGCGUUGAUCGAUUCUCCUGCCUUCACUGUGCAUAUAAUCGGUAAUAUUCUGAAGUUACCUCAUCCCAGAUCGGUCUUUUCGGUUUUCGAAGAAUCUGGAUCAGUUGGCAGACCUGCUACAGUGCAACAUUACCCAUGGGCAAGAGAGGUACUUAACCAAAAGGGUAAGGCUCCAGGUGAUAUUGGUGUAGUGGUAAGCCUUCCUUCCAUCGAGAGUUCCUUCUCCUUGCAUAGUGCUCCUGGACCUGUAUCAUUUGAUUCAGAAGAUAUUGCGCCUUUGUUGGUCUUGAACGAGGUCUUAGAAACCAUGGAAGGAAUUUUCUGGAAACUCAUCCGAGGACAAGGCUUAGCUUAUUCCUGCAGUUUGAGAGCUGAUGUGGAGGCACACCUCGUGUAUUUCAGCAUAUAUCGAUCACCCAACGCCUACAAGGCUUUCCUUCAAGCACGUAACGUUAUAUAUCAGCUCAAGGAAAAGGAGUUGGAGAUUGAGGACUCUGCCAUUGACGGAGCAAAAAGUGGUGUCAUAUUCAGUAUCGUCAAUAGGGAAGAUACUAUCAGCCAUGCUGCCGGCCAGUCGUUUACCAAUCAAAUUUUGAAGCAAGUCAAGGCAACCUAUAAUCGUGAUCUGCUGACACGAGUACAAGCCACGACGAAAGAUGAUUUGUAUCGUGUGCUCAACAAGUACUUGGUUGCUCUAUUCGAGCCUGACAGGUCGAACGUAGUCGUAGUCUCCACUCCUGGCAAAGUCAGUGAUAUUGCGGAUGGUUUUAAGUCAAUUGGUUUCAACGUGACUACAACUUCCUUGGACGAUUUAAUAGUUUAACGCUUUCUUUUCUUUUAAUUUACAUUCAUAACUUUAGAAGUUUGCAACGUAUUUCACGUAUAGUUCAUAUGGUACAAGUAAAGACACUUAUUUUUCCCCAUAAACUUUGCAAUUUUC
Umbelopsis ramanniana AG is the source of this 3257-nucleotide messenger RNA. RefSeq lists its product as uncharacterized. The coding region runs from base 75 to 3140 and encodes 1021 amino acids. Gene Ontology annotation, molecular function: metal ion binding. Lineage: Eukaryota; Fungi; Mucoromycota; Umbelopsidomycetes; Umbelopsidales; Umbelopsidaceae. The transcript is spliced from 17 exons. The record is from RefSeq and is a predicted model, not a curated record.